AUGACAGAACCAUUUCCCUUCCUGCAACUGCCGGCCGAGCUCCGAGAGUCUGUCUACGAGUAUCUCGUCGACGAAGGGUAUGGACCUACACGAAGGAGGGACAUCUACGCACGCCGCGGCUUCAUCAACUACACCCUCGCCACAGGUCGUAGAGCAGCUUAUCAACGCGUGUACGACCACUUCCGGGUGCUACUUCGCAAGAUCUUGCGGCCAAAGACGCUGGCGAUACCGCAGGCCUCCAGAGUCCCCACACGAAAUAGCAUCAUGCUCGUCAACCGUCAGCUUUACGACGAGUUCAUGACGGUUCUGUGCAGACAAGCUACUUUCAAUCUCCCCAUCGACAACAGGAGUGAUAAGUAUGACAGACUCUGGCCCCUCUCACCGAGCACGAUGCAGUCGAUCCAAAAAUGCAACUUGCAUAUCGUCGCUACAUCGAGGAUGCUAGGCGGGAGAGACCCUCGUAUUGCGCCAACAGACUCGGCACUGCGCGAUAAGGUUGCUAGGAACCUCAAGGAGAUGGAGAGCAUCAGAGAUCUCAGGCUUCAAGUUCAGGCCAUCGGUGACCCCCUUUGGAAUCCUCUGUGGGUUUGGUACCACACCACUCAGUUAUUCAAAGAUAUGGAAGAGCCCCGGUUUCAAGGCAUCUCCUUCCAUCUUGACUCGUGGAGCCCUGGCGAAAAUCGACUCGUGAGGGAUAAAGAGGGACAGUGGGAGUGGAGGUGUCCUGCGGAUCACCUCAUUACCAAAGAUAGCGGCAAGAAGCAGGCUAUCCGCGAAUUCUGCGCGACGCUGUAUGCCGAGUGCCAGAGCUGCGAGCGCAAAUGA
Coniosporium apollinis CBS 100218 is the source of this 825-nucleotide messenger RNA. RefSeq lists its product as uncharacterized. The transcript has a single exon. Bases 1 to 825 code for a protein of 274 amino acids. The record is from RefSeq and is a predicted model, not a curated record. NCBI's taxonomy places the organism in Eukaryota, Fungi, Ascomycota, Dothideomycetes.